AUGAGCAUGGAGUUGGCUCAUCAUGACAUGGGUGGCUAUCUGGAUCCGAGAAGCUUUGGUGGAGGUACCUUAGGAUUCGAUGACUAUAACACUUCAUCGUCUCUGUAUGAUGUGAAUACUUCGUUUGGUGACGAUAUCACAAAUGAUCAAAAGGAGCUUUUUAACAAUGAUGCUGUUCCUUUCAGUCAAGUUUAUAUUUCAAGAUAUGAUCAAACAAGGAACGUUCCCACCUAUCCAGUGAAAACAGCAGAUCCAUCCACAUGUACUCAAUAUGCUCCUGUGAGGACAUUGAUUAGUUCUUCCAUCAAAUCUAACGGGAGCUCCUCUAGUCGUCGUACCUCAUCUCGUAGCGCACAGAAAAAGGAAGCAAUAGAUCCAAAAAGAGUAGAAGAUGAAGUUGCUAGGUAAGC
Strongylus vulgaris is the source of this 410-nucleotide messenger RNA. The record is from the annotation of a GenBank genome assembly. Lineage: Eukaryota; Metazoa; Nematoda; Chromadorea; Rhabditida; Strongylidae.